Messenger RNA from Esox lucius (northern pike), 2040 nucleotides. Its product is annotated as casein kinase II subunit beta. The transcript has 7 exons. The record is from RefSeq and is a predicted model, not a curated record. Lineage: Eukaryota; Metazoa; Chordata; Actinopteri; Esociformes; Esocidae. Gene Ontology annotation, cellular component: cytoplasm; protein kinase CK2 complex. Gene Ontology annotation, molecular function: protein kinase regulator activity. The coding region runs from base 176 to 862 and encodes 228 amino acids.
UGUACGUCAUGGAUUUGCCUAAAACGAAAACGCCUACCUCUGUAGCGGUGGACUGGGAGUUGGUGUCCAUUUUAUUUUGAAUUUGCAACACUAAAUAGUACGGUUAUUACGUCUUACUGGCCUGAAAACCAUUAAAGAGGGGGUAACGUGAUCUACUCCUGUUAAGUGUCCCGAGAUGAGCAGUUCAGAGGAAGUGUCAUGGAUCUCCUGGUUUUGUGGACUGAGGGGAAACGAGUUUUUCUGCGAGGUGGAUGAGGACUACAUCCAGGACAAGUUCAACCUGACUGGGCUCAAUGAGCAGGUUCCCCACUACCGCCAGGCCCUAGACAUGAUCCUGGACCUAGAACCAGGUCAGCUCAACUCCAGAACCAUCUCUACUGCGCUCAGAAAUGAGGAGCUGGAGGACAACCCCAAUCAGAGUGACCUGAUUGAGCAGGCAGCUGAGAUGCUCUAUGGGCUGAUCCAUGCCCGCUACAUCCUCACUAACAGGGGCAUCGCUCAGAUGUUGGAGAAGUAUCAGCAGGGGGACUUUGGCUACUGCCCCCGUGUCUACUGUGAAAACCAACCUAUGCUGCCCAUUGGCCUAUCGGACAUCCCAGGCGAGGCUAUGGUGAAGCUGUAUUGUCCCAAGUGUAUGGACGUGUACACACCCAAAUCAUCCCGGCACCACCACACAGAUGGGGCUUACUUUGGCACAGGAUUCCCCCACAUGCUCUUCAUGGUGCACCCUGAGUACAGGCCCAAGAGACCAGCCAACCAGUUUGUGCCCAGGCUCUAUGGAUUCAAGAUCCACCCAAUGGCCUACCAGCUCCAGCUGCAAGCAGCCUCCAGCUUCAAGAGCCCUGUCAAAGCCAUCCGUUAAAGAGAAGGAGGGAGAAGGGAAGGAUGAGAGGAUGAUUAGGAGGGGAGGGCUCAUCUGCCCAAGGCUCCGUACAGAUACUUUCUCCCUGUCCUGCAGACUGUAUUAUUUGGUGUAGAUUAGGUGGACUGUUGAGAACAAUGUAUAAAAAUUGAGUGUGAGCAAGACAAUACACACAUUCUCUUAGGAUUCCAUGUAUCUGUUUUACCAAACUUACCUGUGCCAAAACAGGACGGGGGGGUAGAAAGUCCAUGGAUGUUAUAGGAUGUUGACGCUGCUGUUUCUUCCCCCCCUCAUAAACUCUCUCCACUUGUUUUCUGUCCUCUUUUGGUGAAGUUUGGUAAAGAGCCAUGAUAGACCACCCCCCCCCCCCAAUCUGUUCUGCCCUCGUAUGCAUGUACACUGGCUGCCACCCACAGAGACGGCGUGGUUGACGAUAAGGACGAAGUCUGACUGUAAGUGUGUUGCCAUUUCACUGGCUACUGUAAACAAUGUAAUUAUUUGGCUUGUAUCAGUCAUUUGUAUAAUGCACACUGAGGCCAGUGUGUCAGGGGGGGGUUCAUUCACAGUAUAAAAUAUUCUGUCACCUUUGCCUUAAAAAAACAGGUUAUUAAGGUUACAGUUGCCGUGAUUUGCGGUUUACAGGAAGGGCAUGUUUAAGACCUAUAAUUUCAAAUUUGUACACAUUCCGGUUGACGUUAAUAAACCUGCAGUGAAUACAGUGUUCCAGAAUAAACCGGACAAGAUGUCAUUAUAACCUACCUGCUGUCUCUGUGUGUGCCACCCUAAACAAGUCCUGUUUGUCCUGAUAUGGUACAGUGACAAUGUCUCAGUUACCAUCACACGUUGCUGAGCCAUUAUCAACACAAAGGGACACCUCUUCCCAAAUGCACUGACUUGAUUGGUGGCCUACCACUCACAGUUGGAUAUUUAUGUGACCGAAAAUCUGCAUUUACUUUAGGGAGACAUCUUUUUAUUUGUGUGAGGUAGUUUUCAUGUCACCCUAUUGUACUUUUGAGUGCUUGUGGCAAAAAGUUGAAUGCUUGAUCUAUGUUUUGAAUCCAGAACGAAAGGAUAGAUUUGGCAAGAUUAUAAUUAAUGUAUGUCUUAUUUUAUUUUUUUGCAACUGUGGAAGAGUGACAAGGAUUCUGACUUCUCAAUAAACUUUUUUUUUUUCUUUU